UAUUUCAUCCUCAUCUCUUUGGAGAGAAGACCCAUGGACACCCAUGGCUCCUCCUCUUUCUCUAGCUUCACAGCCUAUGCCCGAGCCCUGGCUCAGACCCCCGCUCGCCUCGCCCGCCGGGCAUGCUCCGUCUCUACCUCCUUCGAGGAGAUGAGCAGGGUCCGGGCCCGCUCCGGUUCCGACAUGCAGAGAAACCUUCGCUGGUUCGAUCUUGUGGGGUUUGGCCUCGGCGGCAUGGUCGGCGCGGGUGUCUUCGUUACUACCGGUCGCGCCAGCCGUCUCUACGCCGGCCCUGCUGUUGUCCUUUCCUACGCCAUUGCCGGUAUCUGCGCACUCCUCUCUGCUUUCUGCUAUACCGAGUUCGCCGUCGACAUGCCAGUCGCCGGCGGCGCCUUUAGCUACCUCCGCGUCACCUUCGGUGAAUUUGCGGCGUUUUUAACGGGGGCAAAUCUUGUGAUGGACUACGUUUUAUCGAACGCCGCCGUAGCCCGGAGUUUCACGGCUUACCUUGGCACAGCCAUCGGAUUUCCCACCACUAAAUGGAGGUUCACCGUCUCCGGACUGCCCAAAGGGUUCAACGAAAUCGACCUGGUCGCGGUCGCCGUCGUCCUAAUCAUCACACUCAUUAUCUGUUACAGCACGAGAGAGAGCUCAGUGGUGAACAUGGUGCUGACGGCGAUGCAUAUACUCUUCAUAGCUUUUGUGAUAGUAGUUGGGUUUUGGAGGGGAGAUUGGAAGAACUUCACUGAACCGGCGGAUCCGCGGCGUCAUCAGGGCGGGUUCUUUCCGUUCGGAGCUUCGGGUGUUUUCAAUGGGGCAGCCAUGGUUUACCUGAGCUAUAUAGGAUACGACGCCGUUUCGACGUUGGCUGAAGAAGUCCGAAACCCGGUCAAGGAUAUCCCAAUCGGCGUUUCUGGUUCUGUUAUGCUCGUUACCAUUCUCUACUGCUUAAUGGCGGCUUCAAUGUCGAAGCUCCUCCCAUACGAUGCGAUCGAUCCGGAGGCGCCGUUUUCGGCGGCGUUCAGAGGGCAAUCCAACGGCUGGAAAUGGGUGUCGAACGUGAUCGGAGCGGGUGCAAGCUUCGGGAUACUGACGUCGCUGAUGGUGGCGAUGCUGGGUCAGGCGAGGUACAUGUGCGUCAUCGGACGGUCGAAGGUGGUCCCAUCAUGGUUCGCGAGGGUCCACCAUAAGACUUGUACGCCUGUCAACGCUUCCGCUUUUCUUGGAAUCUUCACUGCGGCAAUAGCAGUAUUCACGGAUCUAAAUGUGCUGCUCAACCUCGUAUCCAUCGGCACCCUGUUUGUGUUUUACAUGGUUGCGAAUGCAGUGAUUUACAGGCGAUACGUGUCGGUUGGGGCAACAAAUCCAUGGCCGACCCUGUCCUUCCUAGUAUCUUUCUCGCUCACAUCCAUAAUAUUCACACUGAUAUGGCAUUUUGCAGCCCCGGGGCAUCCAAAGGAGGUUAUGCUGGGAGCCUGCACCGUAGUCGCUGUUGCCAUUUUGCAAAUGUUCCAUUGCAUGGUCCCCCAGGUUAGGAAACCCGAACACUGGGGGGUCCCUCUAAUGCCAUGGAUACCAUCCAUCUCCAUUUUCUUGAACAUUUUCCUUUUGGGCUCCCUUGAUAGGCCCUCCUAUGUGCGCUUCGGCUACUUUUCGGCCCUUGCAGUGCUUGUCUAUGUGUUAUACAGUGUCCAUGCCAGCUUUGAUGCCCAAGAAGAUGGCUAUUACAUUCAAAAGAAUGCUGAAAUUCCGAAGGAUUCAGAAGCAAGUGUGGACGCCAUUACCAUGGUCUAGAAAGUGUAAAAAAAAAAAAACCCUCUUUCCACCUCCCCCUUCCUUUUUUUUUUUUUUUUUUUUUUUUUUGUCUUUUUUGAGUUGAUGGUUCCACUAUGAAAGGGGGAGAAGAAGAAGAUAAGAAUAGGCUUCAAUUUUGCUAAAAAAAAAAAAAAAAAAAGAGUGGGAAUGAAAAUUGUAUAGUUGAGAGAUGUUUGGGAGGAAUAGAUUUUUAGAUUGGGAAUCCCCCCUUUCGGUUCCUGGAAAAAUCCAUCAACUUUAGAGUCGGAUGUAUGACAAGUAAAAGCAGCACAUCAAGCAAAAACAGUUAGCGUGUACA
Vitis riparia (riverbank grape) is the source of this 2113-nucleotide messenger RNA. Its product is annotated as cationic amino acid transporter 6, chloroplastic-like. The record is from RefSeq and is a predicted model, not a curated record. The transcript has 5 exons. The coding region runs from base 34 to 1794 and encodes 586 amino acids. Lineage: Eukaryota; Viridiplantae; Streptophyta; Magnoliopsida; Vitales; Vitaceae. Gene Ontology annotation, cellular component: plasma membrane. Gene Ontology annotation, molecular function: amino acid transmembrane transporter activity. Gene Ontology annotation, biological process: transmembrane transport; amino acid transport.